CUCUCUCUCUGUGUCUAGUCUACCAGCUUGCUGUAUAUUAUUAGGUGCAACAGGGCAGCAGGCAGUGGUGGCCAACAAUAGACAAUUGGACAACCUGUUUCCUCCUCUUCGGCUCUCCUCCUCCUCCUCUUGCCUUCUCUUCUUCUUGUUCUUGCCCAAUCCUAGUAGAAGCGCCUAACUUGUCGUUUGCUGUGGCUUGGGUUUUGAGAGCCGGAGGAGGCAGGAUUGAUUUUUCCAUGAUUGGGUUUUCUUGAUUGAUUGGCGCCUGCUGCUGCGGUGCGGUUGGUCCAAGAACCGGGAUUUCCCGGCGCGGAAUCCGGUCAUCCAAGAGGUGCAUCUGAAUAGAUAAGAAGAGAACAUAAUCUUUGGGCAUUCUCUGUGGUUGAUCUCUGAAAAAGGUAUCAAACAGCCUGCAAAUUAGGUCUCCUGCUCUUUCCAUCAAAAUGUCAGUUCGGCGCCGAUCAGAGAGUAUGGAGGGCCUGUUCUCGUUUGACGAGAGGAAAGAUCGAAGGUCAGAUGUGGAGAACUCGGAGGACGAGCGGAGAAGGCUAUCCAUUGGGUCACUCAAGAAGAAGGCACUGAAUGCAUCAAACAAGCUAACACAUUCACUCAAGAAGAGGGGGAAGAGAAAGGUGGAGAAUCGGCCCUCAUUCACAAUCGAAGAUGUCAGGGAUGAAGAAGAGGAGCGUGCUGUCUUUUCCUUCCAGCAGGAGCUUUUUAGCAGGAACUUGCUGCCUGACAAGCAUAACGAUUACCACAUGUUGCUGAGGUUUUUGAAGGCUAGGAAAUUUGACACUGAGAAAGCCAUUCAAAUGUGGGCUGAGAUGCUCCAGUGGAGGAAAGAAUUCGGCGCAGACACAAUACUAGAGGACUUCAAUUUUGAAGAGCUAGACGAGGUCCUUGUCUAUUAUCCUCAGGGUUACCAUGGAGUUGACAGGCAGGGAAGACCGGUAUACAUAGAGAGACUAGGAAAAGUUGAACCAAAUAAACUGAUGCACAUUACUACAGUUGACCGCUAUAUGAAGUAUCAUGUACAAGAGUUUGAGAGAGCAUUCCAUGAAAAGUUUCCAGCAUGCUCUAUUGCAGCGAAAAGGCAUAUUGAUUCUACUACGACCAUACUUGAUGUCGAUGGUGUGGGUCUCAAGAACUUCAGCAAAACAGCCAGGGACAUGCUGGGUAGAAUGCAGAAGAUUGACAGUGACUAUUAUCCUGAGACACUGCAUCAGAUGUUUGUUGUGAAUGCUGGUAAUGGUUUCAAACUACUCUGGAAUACAGUGAAAGGCUUCCUUGAUCCCAAAACUGCAUCAAAGAUACAUGUUUUGGGAACAAAAUUUCAUGGAAAACUCCUUGAAGUGAUAGAUGCAAGCCAACUUCCUGAAUUUUUGGGUGGAGCAUGCACUUGUGCUGCUGAGGGAGGAUGCCUCAAGUCUAACAAAGGCCCAUGGAAUGAUCCUAACAUUAUGAAGCUUGCACAUAAUAAGGAGGCAAAAUUUACUAGACAUACUCGGCGCUUGUCUGAGAUUGAGCAACGAAGGGGUUCAUUUGCUAGGCUACAUCUUUUGAAGGGUAGAAGCAGUGACACAUCAACAGUGGAGUCGGGUUCAGAUGUUGAUGAUCUCAGUUCUCCAAUGAUGAGAAGGCCAGUGGAAUGUAGUCGAUUAGCUCCAGUUCGUGAAGAAAUGCAGAUCAGAGCACGAGACUCUGCAGCUUACUACAGCUGCGAUGAUCACUUUGUUGUGGUAGACAAAACUGUUGACUAUGGUAGAGGAGGAGCGAUGCCUGAUAAAACUAGUGCCCCAGAAGUAAGAGCUCAAGCUCGGCCUUUUGGAGGUAGCACAACAUCAUAUGCAACGGGUUCCUCAAGCAACAGAGGCGGUAUUUCCUCGAGCAACAGAAGCCGAACAGUCGUACCUAAAGAGAACACGGAUGAAGGAUUUUUCCGCCGUUUCUUCAGAUUACUGCUGGCCUUGAUUAUAAAAGUUUUUGCCUUCUUCCACAUAGCAUAUGGUCAGCAGGAGAUGCGGGUUGACAAUCCAUUGCCUCCAGCUGAGCCUGAACCAACUUCUGAUGAUCAUCCAGCAGUGGAGACUUUCAGUGUAGACCGCAUCAGUCCUGUCAUCGAGCGGCUUCAGAGGCUCGAGGGUAAGGUCGAUGAGCUUGGCAACAAGCCACCAGAGAUUCCCUUGGAGAAAGAGCGCUCCCUCUUGGAAUCUUGGGAUAGGAUAAAAUGUAUCGAAUCUGAUCUCGAACGCACAAAGAAGGUGCUGCAAGCUACCGUGAUGAAGCAACUGGAAAUUGCAGAAUCAAUAGAGGAAGUGAUUAGGAGGCAGCUAAGGAGACGAAGAUUUUGUGCGUAAUAAAGAGACCUAACUCCAGAAUUAACAACACAUGUCAUUGAGAAAUAAGACUCAGGAGUACAUUUGGCGGCAAAAUUAUGCAUAGGACAUGGUUGAUGAGUGCAGACACUUGGAUUCGGUGUUUGGAUUGGCUCAAAGAAUGGGUGGCAGGAGCCCAGAAACAGCAAAAUAUCAGCUCCCCUUCUGAAUCUAAGAGGCUUGUCUAUCCUUGAUGUUAGCAUAGGAUGUUAGGAUGGAUGGCAAAAAGAAAUGUAGAAUAGGUAAAAAUGGGAAUGGAUGUGAAACAUAUGUCAUUGUCUGCAUCUAGAAACAUAAGCAUCGAGUUCUCUUUGCCAAACAAAUUUUCUUUAUGUGAUCCUGUGGUAUGGCAAAAUUGUAAGGGAAAUUGUAAGAAUUAUGGAAAGUGCCUUGCAUCAGGAAUUGAGAGGCAAAGAGAAAUGUAAUCAUCAAAAUGA
Messenger RNA from Oryza sativa Japonica Group (Japanese rice), 2812 nucleotides. Its product is annotated as phosphatidylinositol/phosphatidylcholine transfer protein SFH13. The record is from RefSeq and is a predicted model, not a curated record. NCBI's taxonomy places the organism in Eukaryota, Viridiplantae, Streptophyta, Magnoliopsida, Poales, Poaceae.